AAACACGGAAGUUGUCGCAACGCAGGAGACUGAUGGAGAAGAGCUAAAAGAGUUGUUAAAAACGGCCAACCAUCAGGUCUUGUGGUCAACACAGCGUCCAUGUGUGUUCCCCUUUCCUGUGGAGUGAUAGGACAGUGUGAGCAGUUGCUGUCACCGUCAGCAGGUUGAUGUCCUCGGGCAGCCAGCCCAAGACAUCCAACACCCUGCCCGCCUCUGUGGCCCAUAUGGGUGACACAUCCGCCACUGCAAUGUCCGGGCCACACAUCUCGGAGCGGGCCCUCUACGCCUCCGAGCAGCAUGCGCGCCUGCUGCUGGCACAGAUGAACAAGAUGCGCCUCCGCGCAGACUUCUGCGACGUGCGGCUGUGUGUUGGCGGCCGCGUCUUCGGGGUCCACAGGCUGGUGCUGGCUGCCAGCGGGCCAUACUUUGCCGCUCUCUUCUCGGGAGCGAUGAGUGAGGCCCAUGAAGAGGAGAUCCGGAUCGAAGGCGUGGAAGCUGAUGUGUUUGAGAAGCUGCUGGAGUUUAUAUACACAGGCUCCAUCGAUGUAACAGUAGACAACGUGCAGGAGCUGAUGGUUGCCGCAGACAUGCUGCAGCUGGGCGAGGUGGUGACCAUUUGCGGGGAGUUCCUGCAGGGCCAGAUGGACGCCACCAACUGCGUUGGCAUAUACCAGUUUCUGGAACAGAUUGCAUGCAUGGAGUUGCUCGAAUUCACAGAAAACUAUAUCUUUGUUCACUUUCUGGAGGUGUGCACAGCAGAGGAGUUCCCCAACCUGACGAAGGACCAGCUGGUCAGGCUGCUGCGCAGCGAGGAGCUGCGGAUAGAGGACGAGUACCAGGUGUUCACCGCGGCCAUGGACUGGGUGCUGCAGGACGUCGCCCGCAGGAAGAAGCACGUGGUGGAGGUGCUGGACGCCGUUCGCUUCCCCCUCCUGUCUCCUCAGAGGCUGUUUAAAUACAUUGAGGGCAUUUCCGAUUUCAGCCUGCGGGUGGCACUGCAGACCCUCUUGAAGGACUACACUGAGGUCUCCAAAUCCCCCAAGGAGAACAAGACAUACAGCCUGCUGCAGCCAGCCAAGACCAGGCCAAGGAGGAAGGCCCGCAAGUACCUCUACGCUAUUGGUGGAUACACGCGUCUGCAGGGUGGGCGCUGGAGUGACAGCCGAGCACUGAGCUGCGUGGAGCGCUUCGACUCCUUCAGUCAGUACUGGACCACCGUCUCGUCCCUACAUCAAGCACGCAGUGGGCUCGGCGUCGCCGUGCUUGAGGGAAUGGUCUACGUGGUGGGAGGGGAGAAAGACUCGAUGAUCUUUGACUGCACCGAGAGGUAUGACCCAGUGACGAAACAGUGGGCUGCAGUGGCCUCAUUGAAUUUCCCACGCUGUGGAGUGGGUGUCUGCCCAUGCCGUGGAGCUCUGUAUGCAUUAGGUGGUUGGAUAGGUUCGGAAAUUGGCAAGACCAUGGAGAGGUAUGACCCUGCAGAGAACAAGUGGGAGGUCAUCGGGAACAUGGCAGUGCCUCGCUACUAUUUCGGCUGCUGUGAACUACAGGGUUUCAUCUAUGUGAUCGGAGGCAUCAGUGACGAGGGCACGGAGCUUCGUUCGGCAGAGGUGUACGACCCGUUCUCGCGUCGCUGGAGCGCCCUGCCCUUGAUGGCCACCCGCCGUGCCUACGUGGGCGUAGCGAGUCUCAACAACUGCAUCUACGCAGUAGGGGGCUGGAAUGAGGCCCUGGGCUCCCUGGAGACUGUGGAGAAGUACUGUCCUGAAGAGGAGAAAUGGGAAAAGGUGGCCCCGAUGUCUGUGGCACGUGCUGGAGUCAAGGUCGCCGCGGUGAACGGUCUGCUGUACGCGGUCGGUGGGCGCGUAUCCAGCAGGGACUUCUCUGCCCCAGUGACGGUGGACUCUGUGGAAAUCUAUGACCCCCACCUGGAUACCUGGACGGAGGUCGGCAACAUGAUCACCAGCCGAUGUGAUGGAGGGGUGGCUGUGCUUUGAGGAGGAGGAGAAGGAGGAGGUGAAGUCUUUGUGCCUGCGCAUUGCAAACUUUGGACCUGAGGUGGACCGACCUGAUUGAUUGCAUGCCGCACAGCCACAGCCUGUGAUGCACAGUACAUCAGGGUAUGGUGGUCCCCUUGUGAAAACCAGCAGACAGGACCAGUCCGUCAUGACUUUAUUUCAUGCACCAGUUGUAGUGAAACCUGCUGCACUUAAAAAAGUCAAACAUUUCAUAUCACAGCCCGUCGGCUUUCCACCCAAUCCUUGCCGGACUGUAGCUUUACCCCCAUCAUGAGUUGACCGGGGUAGCUGUUUACAUGACGCAGUGUUAAGUACGUAAGCAUCAUCUCGGAAAUCAUCUCACAUUGCUGCCACUCGGUAACUUCAUGUUGAAGAGACUUUGGUAGACUAACUUGUUACCAGCACUUAAGUCCCUCACUGAUUGUCAAAGACUUUAUACUCUGACUAUAAUAUGAAAUCCUGGGGGGGAAAACAGUGUUCUGUAUGUUUCCUGUUACAUCGCAGUUCCAUCACAACUUAGUCUAAGGAAGUUACUGUUUUAUAAAACCACACUGCAGUACAUCCUGCAAUUGGAACAUGUAAGAGUCUCAUCAUUUCAUACUUUAGACAGCCUAGUUAGUCUAGAUCUGCUGCGAAACAUCAGUUUUGUCAUUGUACAAGUAGCUUUUACUGUACUAGACUUUUGGGAUCUAUGAAGAUUGUGUAUAUUUUUGUCACUCAUGCUAUUGUGAAAUGGCAUGGAUUAUCACUGGCCUGGUUGUACUGUUGUAAUCAAAUGUAUGGAGUGGCCACCCUGCAGUCACUGAAACAAUGAUUAAUUCCAUUCUUUAUU
Molecule: messenger RNA, 2850 nt
Organism: Engraulis encrasicolus (European anchovy)
Lineage: Eukaryota; Metazoa; Chordata; Actinopteri; Clupeiformes; Engraulidae
Gene: klhl27
Product: intracisternal A particle-promoted polypeptide
Exons: 10
Coding region: 168-1997 (609 amino acids)
Molecular function (GO): actin binding
Source: RefSeq, a predicted model, not a curated record